Ornithorhynchus anatinus (platypus) is the source of this 1878-nucleotide messenger RNA. RefSeq names its product sialic acid-binding Ig-like lectin 13. Bases 287 to 1762 code for a protein of 491 amino acids. Lineage: Eukaryota; Metazoa; Chordata; Mammalia; Monotremata; Ornithorhynchidae. The transcript is spliced from 10 exons. The record is from RefSeq and is a predicted model, not a curated record.
UGGGUGCCCAAGGGUGAGUCCCUUCCAGACCCCUCUGCCUCUUGUCCCCUCCGCUGCCUCGCCGCUCCGUCCUGCCCCGGGUGAGUCUUCCCUUCCGACGGUAUUUGAUGAGGCGACUGAGGCCGGAGAAGUGAAGGGAGCCACCUCCUCCGAUGGUAUUUGCCCCCGACCAGCCCAGAGCUCUGCCCCACGCUCCGUCCCUGGGCUACCUCUUCCUGAGCCGGGCCGGGCCAGACCAGAGAAAUGGGAGUCGCCAUCUGAACUGCCGCUGGGACGAGGUCUGGGGAUGAUGCUGCUGCCUCCCCUGCUGCCCCUCCUGUCCCUGCUGUCCCUUCUCUGCAGGGGGUCCCUUUCCCAGUUUUCUGGGUUCACGCUGCAGGUUCUGCAGUCAGUGACGGUGCAGGAGGCCCUCUGUGUCUCCAUCCCUUGCACCUUCACCUAUCCCAACUACAAAUGGAACUCCCAAAUUGCCCAUGGCUACUGGUUCCGGAUCAGGGACGAGAGCUCCAGUCCCGCCGUGGCAGCGACUGACCCCACGAAGGAGCUGAGGGAGGAGACCCGGGGCCGGUUCCGCCUCAUCGGAGACCUGCAGAAAAAGAAGUGCACCCUGAGCAUCAGUAACGUCCGGAAAGAAGACGCCGGCAUCUACUACUUCAGGCUGCAGAAGGGAGAGAUCAAGUAUAGUUAUAAAAAUACUGAGGUCUCUGUAGAGGUGACUGCUCUGACUCAAGAGCCCGAAGUCCGGGGAACAGAGACCCUACGGGCCGGCUGUCCAGCGACUAUGACCUGCUUGGCCCCGGGGAACUGCAAAAGCGAGGUGCUCCCGACCUUCUCGUGGACGGGUACAGUCCUCUCCCCCAGGAGAGACCCCUCACUGACCAACAGCCCCGGCCCCCCUCCCUCCUCUGUGCUCUCCUUCACCCCUGGCUCGAAGGACCACGGCUCCAACCUCACCUGCCGGGUGACCUUCCCCGGAACCGAUAUCACCAUACAGACAACCGUCCGGCUCAGCGUCACGUAUCUCCCCGCACCGCCGACGAUCCGCGUUUACCUGGGGAACAGCACAGUGCCCACCUCCCCCGACAAUGCAUCAUCCCUGACGGUCCCGGAGGGCGGGACCCUGCGCCUGGUCUGCUCCGCGCCCGCCCACCCCCCGGCCACACUGAGCUGGACAAGGGUCGGUUUGGGAUUAAGCCUCUCCCCACGCCAGGGCCCCCAGGGCCUGGAGCUGGAGCUGGCCCGGCUGGGGUCCGGCGACGGAGGAGAGUACGUCUGCCGAGCUCACCACCCGCAUGGGGGUACCCGCCUCGUCUCCCUCACCUUGGUGCUGCAGAGUGAGAGUCCAGGGAAGUCUCUGGGCCACUCUGGAUCCUAUGGCAAGGGGCUGAUCCUGGGGGCCGCCGGUGGAGUCGGGGUCACCACCCUCAUCUUCCUCUGCCUCAUCCUCCUCAUUGUGAAGACUCUCAGAGCGAAGCUGGCCACCCCAGAGCCAGUGACCUUCAAGGUCCAGGGCAUCGCCAAGGCCGAUAGCAUCAAUCUGGUAUCCAAGACUAUCCCACUGCCGAAGGAGUUCCAGGAGUCCCGGCCGGACGGCACUCUGGAGCUCCCGUCCUACGCCGAGCCCGACCCCGCUAAGGAAGGGGAUGGGGAGGAGGCGGAGGAGCUGCAGUACUAUGCGUCCCUGACCUUCCAGCCCCGGCAGCUCCAGGACACUAUCCAGUCUGGAGAGAUAACUGAGUACUCGGAGAUUAAGUUCCAAUGAGGGGCCGGGGGUGGGGGGAUGGGGCAGUGUGGUGGGAGGGGCGCUUGCUGGGGGUCCAGGCCAGACCAGGCCGGGCAAGGCUGGGAUAGACGAGGAAUAAAAAUGAACUGGAUGCA